AUGCCUAAGAUCAAGAUCAAGAACCCUAGGGCUUCAGAAACCUUAUCAGAGGAAUCUCAGACGAAAAGACCCAGAAAGAAAGCCAAAAACAGUAAUGAAAUUGGUACACCCAGUGGUACACCAAAAGGUCCACUGAAAGUUAAACUGAAGCAGAAGGCAGACUCUAAAAAAGAUGCGGAAAAGGAGGGAUCACAGCCCAUGAAACUGAAAAUCAAUCUGAAUAAUAGAGACGAUUCGAAUCCCGCGAGUUCUGUGACUCCAAAAGCGCCAAGAUUCAGAAUAAAACCCGUCAGAGUACCUGGGGAAGGCUACGAUUCGGAGGCUUCAGACAUCGAAGACGAUCCACUCAUUGAGGAUGGUAUUGUGCUACGAGUUUUGCCCGACGUUCAGACAGAAUUUGUGAAAAACUGCAUUGAAAGUGGGGACUUUUCCGGUAUAAGCUUAAAAUGGAAGGGCGAGAGACAUGCCGUUGUUAAAAUCAAUGGGCACAUGUACGGCGCAAUUUUAGUCAACUUGCCUACGAUUAUUGAAGUGAAUAAAAGUGUUGACCGGAAAAACCUUAUAAAGGCAUUUGACGUUUCGCAAAUGCUCUUAUGCGUCAAACCCAUCGACCAUGAUGAAGAAGUAUUUUCAGUUAUGGCACCAGAUACAGAGGACCUUGUUGUGAAGCAUUUCGAUGAUUACAAAACCGAGAUUGAGGAAUGUAAAAAACUGGCAUUUCGUGGAUUCAACGGCGGUCCGUUAACAGACACUGAGGCUAGCCAUCUGGAGGAAAUAGUCAAAAAGGGAUAUGAUUAUAAGCACGGAAUCACACCACCACUCUACAAUGUUCGAAAUCGGAGGUUUCGUCGUCGGCUUGCGAUACAGGAAGUCGAAUAUGUCGAGAAAACGGUAGAGCACUUGCUGCGACAGGAUCAAGAGGCGGAAGGCUUUACUUACGAUUUGGUCGAUGAACAUUCCUUGCAACAACAAAGGGCAAGCUCCAAUGAUCUACCUCUUGACUCGUCUUCGAACGAAGGUUUUGCUUUGUUCGGCGAGGAUGACCAUGAGGAUCUGGAACUGGAGCUAGAACAAGCAUUGCAAGAAGAUCGCCAAGGUGUCGAGCAGAUGACCGCUGAUAUGCGUAAGCAAGCCGUCGAGGAGACGGGCGAUGACGUUGAACAAGAUAACGGGGAGGAUGAAGAAGAAGAGGAUGAAGAGGAAGACGAGGAAGAAGGUGGAGAAGAAGAAGAAGAAGAAGAACCGGAAGAAGAGGACGCUGCAGAACUUGAUACUGCCGCCAAUGUCGCCAAGCCGGCGGUAGACGAAGGUCUUCAACAUGCGGAACUUUUGAGAGAUGAACUGGAAGAACUCGAGAGUAUUUUGCAACAGAAUAGACAAAAGUUAGAAAAGGCAACGAAUCCACUUCUGAAGUCAAGGUUUAUUGACAGUAUAAAGAAAAUGGAGAAGGAAGCAGAGAUUAAGAGGAAACAAUUGAAGCUUAGCGGGGACUCCAAUAUUUCUAGUAAAUCUCAGAGCGCAGCACCUGACGAAAUCGAGAACGAUGACGAUGAUGAAGAUGAGGACGAAGAGGCCGACGAGGCUGAAGAAGCAGAGGAAGCAGAAGAUGACGAUGAUGAUGACGAAGACGAUGAAGAUGUUACGAAUGUUGCGAACACGAACAACAAUGCUGACGCGCAGAAACCGCCCGAGGAGCUUGAUCAGGAUGACAUGGAUAUGAUGAUGCUAUUCGGCGGUGAGGGUGAUGAAUGA
This is a messenger RNA of Lachancea lanzarotensis, 1752 nucleotides long. RefSeq names its product LALA0S01e11606g1_1 (gene TAF7). Gene Ontology annotation, cellular component: transcription factor TFIID complex. Gene Ontology annotation, molecular function: RNA polymerase II general transcription initiation factor activity. Lineage: Eukaryota; Fungi; Ascomycota; Saccharomycetes; Saccharomycetales; Saccharomycetaceae. Gene Ontology annotation, biological process: transcription initiation at RNA polymerase II promoter; RNA polymerase II preinitiation complex assembly. The coding region runs from base 1 to 1752 and encodes 583 amino acids. The record is from RefSeq and is a predicted model, not a curated record. The transcript has a single exon.